Messenger RNA from Brassicogethes aeneus, 564 nucleotides. NCBI's taxonomy places the organism in Eukaryota, Metazoa, Arthropoda, Insecta, Coleoptera, Nitidulidae. The record is from the annotation of a GenBank genome assembly.
AUGUGCAAUGUUUCAUUUAAAAGUAUAAUAUGGUAUUACGAUGAGUGGCAACCCGGCUACGAAAAUAAAUUAAAUAUUAAAUACACGCAGGGCUUACCAAACAUGAGCGAUUUUAACGGUUCCGAACCAACUUUAAUUAUAAUAGACGACCUAAUGAAAGAAGCGGGUGGUGCAAUUGUGGAUAUAUUUACAAAGGGAAGUCAUCAUAGAAAUUUAAGCGUAUUUUACAUAACACAAAAUCUUUUUCAUCAAGGAAAAGGUCAGAGAGAUAUUUCAUUAAAUGCCCACUAUAUAAUUUAUUUUAAAAACCCUAGAGAUAAAGCGCAGAUUUCACAUUUAGCAAGACAAGUAUACCCUGAAAAUUCCCGAUUUAUUCAAGACGCAUAUUAUGAUGCAACGACUCGAGCUCACGGAUAUUUAGUACUUGAUUUAAAGCAAAAUACACCUGAAUCUCUUAGAAUUAGAACAAAUAUAUUACCCAGUGAAUAUCCUACAAUAGUUUAUGUUCCUAAAAAGGGAAGUAAACACGAAUCAUAUGCUGAAUAUUGUAUUAACCCUGUGUAG